Messenger RNA from Rattus norvegicus (Norway rat), 2668 nucleotides. It is a transcript of the gene F11, whose product is annotated as coagulation factor XI. NCBI's taxonomy places the organism in Eukaryota, Metazoa, Chordata, Mammalia, Rodentia, Muridae. Gene Ontology annotation, molecular function: serine-type endopeptidase activity; hydrolase activity; peptidase activity. The record is from RefSeq and is a predicted model, not a curated record. Gene Ontology annotation, cellular component: extracellular region. Gene Ontology annotation, biological process: proteolysis; positive regulation of fibrinolysis; blood coagulation.
CAUCAGCUUUCAAGGAGGUGACCUAAGUACUGUUUUCACACCGAGUGCCACGUACUGCCAGCUGGUCUGCACACACCACCCACGUUGCUUGCUCUUCACGUUCAUGGCUGAGUCAUCUUCUGACGAUCCCACCAAAUGAACAGGUUUGCCUGCAUCCUGAAGGACAGUCUCACAGAAACAUUGCCGAUGGUACACAUGACAGGAGCGGUUUCUGGAUAUUCCUUCAAGCAAUGCCCUCAGCAAUUAAGUGCUUGCAGCAAAAACGUGUACGUGAACCUGGACAUGAAGGGCAUGAACUAUAACAGUUCUGCCGUGAAGAAUGCUCGAGAAUGUCAGGAGAGAUGCACCAACGAUGCCCACUGCCAGUUUUUCACAUACGCAACGGGGCAUUUUCCCAGUGUGGACCAUCGUAAAAUGUGUCUUUUGAAGUACACCCAAAUGGGGACGCCAACUUCAAUAACAAAGCUCGACAGUGUGGUAUCUGGAUUUUCACUGAAGUCCUGUGGGCUUUCGAACCUGGCUUGUAUCAGGGACAUUUUCCCGAACACCGUGCUUGCAGACCUUAACAUUGACAGCGUGUUGGCCCCAGAUGCUUUUGUCUGUCGUCGCAUUUGCACGCAUCACCCCACGUGCCUGUUUUUUACAUUCUUUACCCAAGCGUGGCCAAAAGAAUCCCAGAGACAUCUUUGCCUCCUUAAAACAUCUGAAAGCGGAUUUCCAAGCACACGCAUCACAAAGAGCAACGCCCUUUCCGGGUUCAGUCUCCAGCACUGCAGGCACAGCAUCCCAGUAUUCUGUCAUCCGAACUUUUACAACGACACUGAUUUCUUGGGAGAAGAACUGGACAUCGUCGAUGUGAAAGGCAAAGAAUCCUGCCAGAAAAUGUGCUCUGACAACGUCCGCUGCCAGUUCUUUACCUAUUAUCCCUCUCGAGGAUCUUGCAGUGAGAGGAAGGGCAGAUGUUACUUAAAGCUUUCUUCAAACGGAUCUCCAACUAGAAUACUUCAUGGGAGGGGAGGCAUCUCUGGAUACACGCUGAGGCUGUGCAAAAUGGAUAAUGUAUGCACAACCAAAAUCAGGCCCAGGGUGUUCGGAGGAGCUGCGUCUGUUCACGGCGAGUGGCCAUGGCAGGUGACCCUGCACACCACCCAGGGACACCUGUGUGGAGGCUCCAUCAUUGGAAACCGGUGGAUAUUGACAGCGGCUCAUUGUUUCUCUGGGACAGAGACACCUAAAACUCUGCGUGUCUACGGUGGUAUUGUAAAUCAAUCAGAAAUAAAUGAAGAUACCACUUUCUUCAGGGUUCAAGAAAUGAUAAUUCAUGAUCAAUAUACAUCGGCAGAAAGUGGGUUUGACAUUGCCCUCUUAAAACUGGAACCGGCCAUGAAUUACACAGAUUUUCAGCGGCCAAUAUGCCUGCCUUCCAAAGGAGACAGAAACGUAGUUCACACAGAAUGCUGGGUGACUGGAUGGGGAUACACAAAAUCAAGAGAUGAAGUACAAAGUACUCUCCAGAAAGCCAAGGUACCAUUGGUGUCGAAUGAAGAAUGUCAAACAAGAUACAGAAAACAUAAAAUAACCAACAAGGUGAUCUGUGCAGGAUAUAAGGAAGGAGGGAAGGAUACGUGUAAGGGAGAUUCUGGAGGGCCCCUGUCCUGCAAACACAAUGGGGUCUGGCACUUGGUGGGCAUCACAAGCUGGGGUGAAGGCUGCGGCCAGAAAGAGAGGCCGGGUGUCUACACCAACGUGGCCAAGUAUGUGGACUGGAUUUUGGAGAAAACUCAGUCGGAAUGAAAGAGUUCAACAGGUGUCAUUUCGUGGCCCUGGAAGACUAUUCCACAGAAGAGAGCAUGAUGUGUCUCAUGAAGACACGGGGAAGCUGUAUCUUCACUGUCAGGAACUGGAGGGGCUUGAUGUAUGUAAGAACGCACAGAAAGAAAACUAUUAUUUUCAGAAUUCCCGAUCUGUGAGAAUCACAGGUUGCUUUCUGUAUCCAGCUACUCUCAAGGAAACCAACACAACGAGGAGAUUUUUAAAAUAAAAACACAGCAGAUAAACUAGGAAAGUAUCGAGUAAUGGUGCUGUUUGUCUUUUAGUCUUUGUGACAGAUACCUUAAGCAGUUCAUGAAAGGGAAAACUUCUUUUGCCCACCUUUCCUGAGGGUUCAGCCGAUGGCCUGUUUGGCUGGCUCUUGUUUUAGCCUGAGGUGAGGCAGAACACUAUGGCACUAUUGGCUGGUGGAGAAGGAGUUCGCUCAGCUUAUGGUAACCAGGAAGCAAAUGGAAACAGGAAGGUAUUGGGGACAAGAAUGGUCCUCCAAGGACAUACUGUCAAUCACUUAUUUCUUCCAAUGACACCCCACUCCCUAAACUCCCACUCCUUCCCAGAUAGCACCACUGGCUGGAGGCAGUCCUAGCUGGCACCAAGAGAAAGGUUGCAGAAACCAUAUAAAGACCUGUGAAGUGCAAGAUCGAAAACCCAGAAGAAAUGCAGACAGGAGCUCAAAAUGUCCAUUUACAGGAAUUUUUUCUUCUCUGCCUAUAUGAAUGUCCCUCCUGUGUAAAGGAAGACUGACCCAAUCCCGUGAUGGGUUUUGAGAAGUCUGUUAUGUGUGUGUGUGUGUGUGUGUGUGUGUGUGUGUGUGUGUGUCUGUGUCUGUGUCUGUGUC